Molecule: messenger RNA, 270 nt
Organism: Strongylus vulgaris
Lineage: Eukaryota; Metazoa; Nematoda; Chromadorea; Rhabditida; Strongylidae
Source: the annotation of a GenBank genome assembly
AUGGAUGAUGUAAGCCCGAAUAUUGAGAUGGCAGAAUGUGAACCGGCAGCUACCAGCGAGGUAGAAUUGACAAAAAAACCGGAUGUUGUUAAUCCAAGCAGUGUCAUCCUAGAUGGAUAUCCGGCACUCAGUAGUAACCCUGAAAUACUCGUCUAUCCUAAAUUCAUGAGGUUAGUUGGUUGCCUCAUCGUUGUUCCAUGUUUUCCAAUACAAUUCAUGGAGACAUCGCUCACGGCCAUCGAAAGCCAGUCAGUCUGCGGUGGCUCAUGA